Messenger RNA from Paramuricea clavata, 798 nucleotides. The record is from the annotation of a GenBank genome assembly. NCBI's taxonomy places the organism in Eukaryota, Metazoa, Cnidaria, Anthozoa, Malacalcyonacea, Plexauridae.
AUGUCAAAAUUAAGAGUGAUUGAGUUACUUCUAUCCAUCCCCGUUCAUAAAUCCACAGGAGACGAUGGCAUUAGCGCCAAAAUAAUGAGAAUAGCAGCACCAGCUAUAGCCGAACCAUUAAGCCAGCUGAUGAAUCGUUGCAUAAACACUCAAACGUUCCCCUCAAAAUGGAAGGUUGCUAAGGUCACCCCAAUAUAUAAAGGGAAGGGAAACCGAGAUGAAAAGUCUAACUACAGGCCUAUAUCAGUGCUUCCCAUUUUAUCUAAGCUACUGGAAAGGCACAUAUGUGAACAUAUGUAUGGGUUUCUGCAACAACGAAACUUAUUUUAUCGACUUCAAUCCGGGUUUCGUAAACACCAUUCGACUGAAACUGCACUCAUCAGACUCAUUGACCAAUUGCUACUUGAUCUGGAUAAAAACAAGGUAACUGGACUAAUUUUUGUAGACUAUAAGAAAGCCUUCGAUCUGAUAGACCAUCAACUGCUCCUUAACAAGUUACAUAAUUAUGGCAUUCAGGGGGAUGAGCUAAACCUCUUAAAAGACUAUCUUAGAAACCGUUGGCAGUAUGUAAAUAUUAAUGGUUCCCGUUCUCCGAAAAUAGAGGUGAAAUGCGGUGUGCCACAAGGAAGUAUUUUGGGUCCAAUCUUCUUCCUUUUGUUUAUCAACGAUCUUCCGUCAGAGGUAUUCCACUCCGAGGUCGACAUAUAUGCGGAUGAUACUACCCUUAGUCACUCCGCAGAAGUGGAUUUGACACCUACAGCCAUAGAAACAGCACUACAGCUUGAUUUGGACGGCAUU